Messenger RNA from Nilaparvata lugens (brown planthopper), 1323 nucleotides. RefSeq names its product prohibitin-2 (gene Phb2). The transcript is spliced from 8 exons. The record is from RefSeq and is a predicted model, not a curated record. Gene Ontology annotation, biological process: mitochondrion organization. Bases 96 to 1073 code for a protein of 325 amino acids. Lineage: Eukaryota; Metazoa; Arthropoda; Insecta; Hemiptera; Delphacidae. Gene Ontology annotation, cellular component: mitochondrion; membrane.
GAUUUAGAAGGCUUUGUCUCUGCUCGUGCAAUUCCAGCGUUCAGCAGUCACAUUGCAUCAUUUUAUAAAAGUAUAGUGCAGUUUUCUAAUUAAGUAUGUCGCAAAGUAAAUUAAAUGAUUUGGCUGGAAAAUUUGGAGGAAGUCCGAAAGGUUUAGGGAUCGGCUUGAAAGUAUUAGCUGCAUUUGGAGCGGCGGCUUAUGGUGUCAGCCAAUCCAUGUUCACAGUUGAUGGUGGUCAUCGAGCUAUUAUAUUCAGCAGAAUCGGCGGAAUUCAGUCUGAGGUAUUCGCCGAAGGACUUCAUUUUAGGAUACCUUGGUUUCAGUACCCAAUUAUCUUUGAUAUCAGAUCAAGGCCAAGGAAAAUCUCCUCCCCUACCGGUUCAAAAGACUUGCAAAUGGUUAAUAUUUCAUUGAGAGUGUUGUCAAGGCCAGAUGCGAUUCAGCUGCCCACCAUGUACCGACAGCUGGGUGUUGACUAUGAUGAAAAAGUGCUUCCAUCCAUUUGCAAUGAAGUUUUGAAAUCAGUUGUUGCCAAAUUCAAUGCUUCUCAGUUGAUAACUCAGCGUCAGCAGGUGUCUUUGUUGGUGCGAAGGGAACUUAUUGAGAGAGCUCGUGAUUUCAACAUUAUCCUCGAUGACGUAUCCAUUACUGAACUCAGCUUUGGUAAAGAAUAUACCGCUGCAGUUGAAGCCAAACAGGUAGCACAACAAGAAGCACAAAGGGCGGUCUUCGUAGUUGAACGUGCCAAACAGGAAAGGCAACAGAAAAUUCUGCAAGCUGAGGGUGAAGCCGAAGCAGCAAAAAUGUUAGGUCAAGCUGUUGGAGCCAACCCUGGUUACCUGAAAUUGAGAAAGUUGAGGGCUGCUCAAAGCAUUGCUCGCACGAUUGCUAACUCACAGAACAGAGUAUACCUGAGUGGUUCAGCUCUCAUGCUCAAUAUCAGCGAUCCAUCUUUUGAUGACCUCAGUGAAAAAUUGAUGAAAUCCAAUGUACAUAGCUCCUGGACGUCGAGCGAUUCCAGUAACGUUGCAAAUUUAGCUAAUAGCGCAGCCGCCCAGCUUGUAGCUAAAUGAGAAAACGUCUUUACAAUAUCUAGAAUCAAAGACUUGGUUAGAAAACAUUUAGGAAUGUGAGAGUGAGUGAUUGGAUCUCAACAUAGCCCAAAGUUUUAAAAACGACUUUAAUGAAUGUGACGAACUAUAAUAAGUUAAUCUAGUGAGCUUAGAUUACGUUUUGUGACCACCACGACAUAGCAGUCAUUAGCUUUGUAACUUAUAAAGAUGUACAUUAUUAAUAAACUUGCAAUGGACUUAUCUAUUGUGA